CUUUACCAAGUCAGUUGUGAUACCAAACGCACCAUCGGUGGCAACUCUGCGAACAUGUCAACCAACGCUUCGGAUAGAAGACGGGUUAUUCUCGGUCUCAUGACACUCGGUCCCGACGCAACAUAUGGCGCACGCAUAACUUCCCUUGACGACUUUGGAAAGUGCCUCAACCUGUUCCAAGAGAAAGGUUAUCAGGAAAUUGACACGGCUCGUCUCUACGAUCAUGGCCGCCAGGAAGCCUUUACUCGUCAGGCAGGGUGGAAAGAACGGGGUCUGUCCGUUGCAACGAAAUGGUAUCCUAUUGGCGCGGGAUCCCACCAGCCUGAGGUGCUGGAGACGAAAUUGAACGAGUCACUACAAGAACUGGGCACGGAUUCUAUUGACCUUUUCUAUCUUCAUGGACCUGACCGGACGACUCCCUACGCCGAUACGCUCCAGGCUCUUGAUAGACUGCACCGCCAAGGAAAAUUCAAGCGACUUGGUCUCAGCAAUUUCUCUGCUUUCGAGGUUGCUGAGAUUGUGACAAUCUGCAAUGAACGGGGCUGGAUCAGGCCGACUGUGUACCAGGCAGUGUACAACGCGAUCACCCGAAGCAUCGAAGAUGAACUUGUGCCAUGCUGCCGGCGGUAUGGAAUCGAUAUUGUUGUGUUCAAUCCCCUGGCAGGUGGGUUUUUCUCUGGCAAGUACAAGUCUACCGAUCUGCCCACCGAGGGUCGGUUCAGUAAUCAGAACCAAUUGAUGGGCCAAAUGUACCGUGACCGAUACUUCAAAUCGAGUGUCUUUAGUGCACUGGAACUAUUGGAGCCCAUUGUGCUUAAGCACGGGCUUACUAUGGUCGAAGUCGCCCUGCGUUGGUGCAUUCAUCACUCCGCGCUGAGGGUUACUGAUGGCAAUGAUGGUAUCAUCACGGGCUUUAGUAGCCUUGGUCAGUUGCAGAAUAACCUUAGUGACCUGGAAAAGGGUCCUUUGCCAGCGGAGGUGGUUGACGCCCUUGACCAGGCAUGGUAUCUGGUCAAGGCAGAUGCCACUAAAUUCUGGCAUGGAAAUCUGGAAUACACAUACAACACACAAGAAGCACUCUUUGGCAAGAAAAACUGAUAUGCUGUGGCUAGAUCAUUAGAUAUGGAAUGGAAAUAGAAGGC
Messenger RNA from Aspergillus ibericus CBS 121593, 1142 nucleotides. RefSeq names its product aldo/keto reductase family protein. The record is from RefSeq and is a predicted model, not a curated record. Gene Ontology annotation, molecular function: oxidoreductase activity. Lineage: Eukaryota; Fungi; Ascomycota; Eurotiomycetes; Eurotiales; Aspergillaceae. The transcript has 2 exons. Bases 55 to 1098 code for a protein of 347 amino acids.